AUAAAAAUGUUCGGCCCGUCAAGUCAACGAUUUAAUAGCAUCUCGUUCAGCCGUCUGUGCGUUACUUGAAGCAAGCAGUUUUAAUUUAUUAAUUUCGAUUUUUCAAUUCAGCUAAAAUGAGAAUCCUGCAGGAGCACCAAAUUCACUUGUUGGAUCCUUCGGAGCUGUUGCGACCAGAGCCCACAUUUGCCGACAAGAAUCCUUCAAAGUUUCGUGACUAUAGCGUCGAUACAGAUAAUCCGCUGAAGGAACGCGUGCGUCGCACCUAUCGUCAAAUGCACUUGAAUCAAACUGUCGACUUUGUCCGGGGACGUCGGGCUCGCUGGCUGCAGUUCAACACCAUUAAGAUGACAGUGCGCGAGGCUCUGGAGAAGCUCAACGAUUUGGUGGACGAGUCUGAUCCUGAUCUGGAUCUACCAAACAUAAUACACGCCUUCCAGGCAGCUCAACGUGCCCGUGAUGAAUUUCCGCAACACGAUUGGCUCCACUUGACAGCACUUAUCCACGAUCUCGGCAAGAUCAUGGCCUUCUAUAAUGAGCCGCAGUGGGCCGUGGUCGGCGACACAUUUGCCGUGGGCUGCCGCUGGGGCGAUAGCAUUGUGUACCGCGAUGACAGCUUUGUUGGCAAUCCCGAUGGUGACAAUCCCAAAUACAAUACCGAAUACGGUAUAUAUGAGCCAAACUGUGGCGUGGACAAUCUACUCAUGUCGUGGGGUCACGAUGAGUACAUGUACUCUGUGCUCAAGCACAAUAAAACCAAAUUGCCUGAUGUGGCAUGCAAUAUAAUACGCUUUCAUUCGUUCUACCCGUGGCACAAUGGUGGCGACUACAAACACCUAGAGGCGCCCCAGGACGAGGAUACAAAGAAAUGGGUGCUUAUCUUCAAUCGCUACGAUCUGUACACAAAGAGUGCUGUGGUGCCCGACAUUGAGGCCCUGUGGCCCUACUAUCAAACGCUCAUCGAUAAAUAUUUGCCUGGAGUUAUAGACUUCUAGACUAAAUACAUAUUGUAUCUAUCCUUAGACUAACUUUAAUGAGAUAUUUUGUCAAUUAUAGCCGAUAACUACUUUCCCGCUAAGAAAGCAAAAAAGAAA
Messenger RNA from Drosophila grimshawi, 1094 nucleotides. RefSeq names its product inositol oxygenase. Gene Ontology annotation, cellular component: cytoplasm. Gene Ontology annotation, molecular function: inositol oxygenase activity; iron ion binding. The record is from RefSeq and is a predicted model, not a curated record. Gene Ontology annotation, biological process: inositol catabolic process. The transcript is spliced from 4 exons. Lineage: Eukaryota; Metazoa; Arthropoda; Insecta; Diptera; Drosophilidae. The coding region runs from base 117 to 995 and encodes 292 amino acids.